Messenger RNA from Hydra vulgaris (swiftwater hydra), 2563 nucleotides. RefSeq lists its product as uncharacterized. Lineage: Eukaryota; Metazoa; Cnidaria; Hydrozoa; Anthoathecata; Hydridae. The record is from RefSeq and is a predicted model, not a curated record.
UUUAUAAUAUAAAAAAUGGGUAAAGUUAAAAAAAUUGAUGAAAAUAAAAAAAAUAAGGUCAAGCGAAAACUGUUUGAAAAACCUGUAGCUAUUGUUAAACCUUAUGUGGCAGAAAACUUAUAUAAAGCGCCUCAAAUUUAUGUCCCUCAAGUGGUUGAAACGAGGCCACUUGAGGAAACAGAUGAAUAUUUGUAUGAAAAUGAGCUGGAAAUCUACGACGAUAUUCCAGAAAUAGACAAUGAACAAGUUGGCAUACUCGAUAGUAUAAUGAAUAGAUUCGAUCAACAAGAACAAGUUCGCAUACUCGAUGGAGUAAUGAUUAGAAUAGAUCGACAUUUAAACGAGAACAGAAUGAACAGAAACGAGCGUUAUUUUGCACAUAAUCGAGAAUGUAUAGGUUGUUGUUUAUGUAAAGGAGAAGAAAGCGAACAUAAUCAUUGUUGUGUACCUCAUUGUGUUUUGUUUUCUGUUCAAUCAAAAAAAGAAAGCGAUCAUCUUACCAAAUCUUCUAUGACACCUGCUGAAAUAGCUUGCACUAUGAUUAAAAAAAUUACUUUUCAUAAUUUUAGAAGAACUUUUGUCAAUUCUUCAGGUGACACUUAUGUAAUUGAUUUAGAAAACAAACCAGAAGAUCAACAAUUAUGUUAUCGUAGUUAUGUUUCUUGGUGUAAAGGAAAUACUCCUUCUACUCUUAGUAUUAAUAAUUUUGCAGAUUUUUAUACCUAUGACGACGACAGUUUUAUUAGAAACCCCAAGGAUUAUUUCAGUAAAACGCAAAAUUUAACUGAACCUUUAGCAAUUGACACCACUAGCGAUUAUAAUUAUGUUAACGACAAACCACCGGCAACCAUUCAAGGAAACAAUUCCUUACAAAUUACCGUUGAUUUUGUUACCAAUUUUAAAGGUAUCAUAACUCUGUACCUUCAACUUGCGGCACAACUGGUUCAAACUGGAACAGGAGAAGACGAAAAUUACACAUAUUUUCCUUUCAAAUUUAAAUCAUCAUAACACCUUUUACAACAUUUUUGUUUUAGUUAAAUUAACCAUGUUUUAAUUGUAUUUUUUUAUGCACGCACGACUAUUUAAUUUGAAAAAAAUAUAAAAAAAACAUUUAUAUUUGUUCUUUCUCAAAAUUAAUUGUAUGGCGCGAAGACGGUAUCGUAAAAGAAGAGGUCGCAAACAUCGAGGUAAAGGAAAAAUUAUAACAAGAGUUAAAAAUCUUGCCAGACGUUUACUUAGAUCAGACGUGGGAGGUUUAGCGUUAGAUUAUUUGCAAAAACAACGUAAUGUAUAGAUUGUGUAGAAAAAAAAUUCAUAAAAGACGAGGAAAAGGAAGAGUUUAUUUACCUCCGUUAAAAGGCGCCGGUAGAAGGAAACGAAUACGCGGUAAAUUUCUUCCGAUAUUAGGCGCUUUAUUGGGUGGCAGUUUACUAUCUUCUAUAAUACGUUAAAAAAUUAUUUUUAAAAUGCGUAAAAGACUAAAAGGAAAAAGACAUAAAAAACGUUUCAAAAGACGUUACAAAAAACGAAUGCUUGGAAAAUUUUUAGGAGCAAUAGGUGCAAUUGCUUCAAAACUUUUACCAAGACUUUUACCUGUUAUAGGAAGAGCCGCUUUAGGUGGCGCAGUUUCAGGAGGAAUAUCUUAUGGAAUUAAUCAAGCUGGAAAAUAAAAACAUUUCUUUGUAUCAUUUUAAUUUAUUAAAUAUUGUAUUACAACCGUAUACAUGCUCGUGUUUUAAGUUAAAUUUUUCGUAACCCUUAUAAUAAUUAAUAAAAUUUUCCAAGCGUUUUAAUAAUACAACUAAACGUUUGUUAUGUAUAUCAAAUUUCCAUAUGAUAAACGAUUCCAAACUCGACUGUUUCUCUUUAUAACCCGGAGUAUCAAUAACAAUAAUAUAAAAAUAUUUUUUUCGUAUACACGUUAAUAUAAAACAAAAUUCAUAAAGUACUUUUAAAUUUGUAAAGUUUAUAAUUUCUACAAUGCAAUCUAACUUGUCCAUCAUUUCCUCGAUUGGUUUAUAUUUUCUUUUGUCAGUAUUAUUUAAUACUUCUCUACAAAUCUUCUCCAAUUCAUAAAGGUUCAUAUUCAUUUAUUUUGACUAAUAGCACACAAACAAUAUAUUGUAGUGUUCCAAAAAGAAAGAAUAAUAUCAUUAAUAAUGUCAGCAACGUAAACACCAAAACCAUUAACAAAAAAUUUGCAAUCUUUCCAGAAACGAGUAACAACAAUUUUGCUAUCUUUUCCAAUUUUGUAUAAUUAUAUAAUUUUAUCGCAUUAAGUUUAACAAAGUUUCCAACACAUUGAAAAAACUUGCAUAUUUGUAUACCACUUUUUUUAAUAAAAUUAAAUACUUCCAUUUAAAAUGCAAAAAGAACUUCUAUUAUUGUAAAAACAAAUAUAACAGCUUUAACGAACUUCCCAACUAUGUAUUUGAUUACCAUGUGAAUCGUACAUAUACGGAUUUGGUUUUGGUUUUUCUGAAUUGUACGGUUUUACAACUGCAACAAGUUUUGGUUUAUCGAACUGUUGUUUUGGUUUGUUCUUUGAUUCCAUCUGUAUAAA